GUCAAAAUCCUCGUUAAGUUUUACCAUAGACUGGAAAAAAGCGUCGAAGCAUAUUAGACCCGAUGAGCAAAGCUAAUGCCCGACGUUUCAAGAGAAGGGUAAUGAAGAAACGAGUUUAUAAAGUGAGGAAGCCCAAGGACGAAGAACAGCCAUCUGAAGACGUAAAGGAGAAACUGAUAAUCGAGAAGAAGAAGAGGAAGAAGAAAAAGAUAAAGAAAAUCCUCCUCGAAGAGAAGGAAGAAGAGUCAUCGAGGAUAAUGAUCACAGUUACCAGGUAUGGAAGAAUAAGCAGGCCUCCGCUGAGAUACGUGGCGAUAUAGUCUCCAUCUUCU
This is a messenger RNA of Nezara viridula (southern green stink bug), 332 nucleotides long. NCBI's taxonomy places the organism in Eukaryota, Metazoa, Arthropoda, Insecta, Hemiptera, Pentatomidae. The record is from the annotation of a GenBank genome assembly.